AUGUUCUCUCCAAGACGAUCUGUCGCCAAGCGGUUUUACCGGAGGGUUCUUUUUCUUCGUAACCUUUAUGGGCUCUCAGAUUCCAUGAAUGCUCUCAAGUCAGCGGCAGAAAAAGCUACAAAAGCAUACCGAAUCACCUCGGAGCAACAACGUCAAAAUAUUAUACAAGAGGAUCUGAAUCAGAUCAAAUCAGCCGUCGAACAAAUGAACCGAGAUCCACCCCAAGAGUCUCUCAGCCGGCUUGCGUAUGUUCGAUCUAGCAGCUUCAGGCAUACACUCCCCCCCAGCGGCAUCACAUUCACUGGGCGAUCGGCAGAGUUGAAAGCACUACAUACCUACCUUGGUCCUCUUACUGAAUCAGACCAUGACCAAACUCCUGGUCUGCGUUCUGUCGUUUUAUGGGGCCUUGGUGGGAUGGGCAAAUCGCAGCUCGCAUUAGCCUACGCCCAUCAGCAUAAAUCUUCAUACAAGGCUUGUUUCUGGAUACAAUGUGAAGAUUUGGUCAACAUAUGCAAUGGAUUCAUGAAGAUUGCGAGAAAACUUGGUUAUGAGCCUGCGGGCUUAGAGGCAGACGUACUAAGCGUCAAAAACUGGCUGGAGAACGAAGGAAAACAGUGGCUUCUUGUGUUAGACGGUGCGGACAUGGGGCCAACCCCUGAGUUUCUCCAGCAGUACUGGCCAUCGGGAGACGAGGGCUCCGUUCUUGUGACAAGCCAAGAUAAACAAUGGCAGAUUUCCGACUAUGUCCGCCACAACCUUGAAGUUUCCAGUCUAUCUGAAGAUGAUGGACUUCAGUACAUUAAUCAGUUUAUGAGGAAUCACGGAAGGAGUGUUGGACCAAGAGAGGCGGCGACGAUUCUUGCAGAGUCAGGCAGGCUGCCCCUGGCAUUACAUCAAAUGCUUUCCUUCAUGGUGACCGAGAGCCUUAGUGCAGAAGAGUUUUUGGACCAAUUUAUGAAUAGCAGAUCAGUGGAUGACUGGGACAUGUCGACAUCGCGCAAUCUGGCAACUUUUCUCAACCUCGCCUUCAAGAACCUCAACGAUCCGACGAAGAAGGUACUCGAGAAUUUAUCGUUACUCGAUGUCAAUCGAAUUCCUGGUUUCCUGGUGAAGAAAACGAAAGAACUUUUGGCUAGCGAUGGCGCACAAUUCAAUCAUUUGACUCGAUACUCCCUCAUAAACAAAUCAAAAGAUGAUGGCGAUUUCUACGAGAUGCAUCCGCAGGUCAAGAGACAAGUCAUCCUGCGUAUGCCCCCAGAACACCUGAAAGAAAGGGCACAGUGGGUUACCGGCCAACUUCGAGAGUAUUUCCCUCGCCAGUCAGUCUUUGGCGCUGAACUAGACGACACAAAUCCAAAUUGCCCAUCAUUGAUAGCACAUGUACUAGCUUUUAAGACGACCAUAAAUCGUUACAACUGCGAUAUUCAAGAUAUCGAGAACCUUGCUAGCUUGUAUCUAGAUGGCGGCAUCUACUCUUGGGCCCGUGGGCUACUCGAGGUCGGACGAGACCUCACCGACGCAGCAAGGACGCUGUGCGGAACAGGCAAAGUUUCUCUGUUCACCAAAGCACAGAUAUUCUCCUUCCAUGCUUCCAUCAUCUCCGACAGUGGGAGACUCAGGGAGGGCCUCCGCGAAUUCGAGUACGCACUCAUCUUCAGCAUGCGCUACGUUUCCGAAACGGAAGACUCUGAGCCUUCGGAGCCCCUAGCACUACUUUCAAAUGCCUAUAACAAUGUGGCGGCAGCCCAUAACCGCCUCGGCAAUUUUGAGGAGGCUUCAAGGUACAACAACCAGGCCUUGAGCUUAAAGAUGAGUUUGGAAGAACGCGGUCUUCCUAUGUCCCACUCCCUCUGUCUAACAUACCAAACGAUGGCCUAUACAAAAGCACAGCAAGGGGACAUUGCGGGUUCAGUUUCGUGCUUUGAGAAAGCCAUCGAAUACGGCUCUGUGUCUGAAGAAUCCAUUCCGAGAUUGGCAUUGGCGCAACAUAACUUCGCACAUCUUAGGCUAUUGGAGGGCAAUCUUAAAGAUGCCUGUGAUCUAUUCUUUACAGCUUGGGGAACCAGAGCUGAGAAACAUGGCGACCACCCAGAUACGGGUAUUUCACAACACAUGCUAGCUCAUUGCUAUCAUAAAUUGGGGGGAAAGGAAAACUUGGAGUUUGCUAGAUCGUUAUUGCAACAGGCAGUCGUACUGUUCGAGGAGCGACUUUCGGAACCCGACAAUAAGAGAUUAGCCUGGUCUCUGUUUAAGCUUGCGCUGGUUCAAGAUGAACUUGGAGAUCUCAAGGCUGGAGAGAACCGUAUAAGGGCAGAGGAACUGUAUUUCCAGGAAACGGGACAUUCCGAAGUCACAUUGACCGAGGAUCUACUCAAUGAUUUAGUGCCAUAUAUCUAA
Colletotrichum abscissum is the source of this 2397-nucleotide messenger RNA. RefSeq lists its product as uncharacterized. The record is from RefSeq and is a predicted model, not a curated record. Bases 1 to 2397 code for a protein of 798 amino acids. The transcript has 5 exons. Lineage: Eukaryota; Fungi; Ascomycota; Sordariomycetes; Glomerellales; Glomerellaceae. Gene Ontology annotation, molecular function: ADP binding; protein binding.